This is a messenger RNA of Penicillium antarcticum, 2175 nucleotides long. RefSeq lists its product as uncharacterized. Gene Ontology annotation, molecular function: DNA binding; zinc ion binding; DNA-binding transcription factor activity, RNA polymerase II-specific. The transcript has 3 exons. The record is from RefSeq and is a predicted model, not a curated record. Gene Ontology annotation, biological process: regulation of DNA-templated transcription; DNA-templated transcription. NCBI's taxonomy places the organism in Eukaryota, Fungi, Ascomycota, Eurotiomycetes, Eurotiales, Aspergillaceae. The coding region runs from base 1 to 2175 and encodes 724 amino acids.
AUGAGCUACACCGUAGGCCAGGUGAGCAUCGAGAAAGCUUCGCGCUCCUCCGCCCCGCGGGUGCGACUCACCUGCGAGGCCUGUCGUCAGCGCAAGGUGCGAUGUGACAAGCUGAGCCCCUGUACAAGCUGCCAGCGUCUCGGUCUUGUCUGCGUUCCCGUUGAGCGUGCACGGCUUCCAAGGGGGCGGACGCGAAAACCCGCUGAGCGGGUCGGGGGCUCGGACAAGGAAUUGUCUGAGCGGGUCGCGAAACUUGAGGCCCUCUUGAGAAAGGUUGCGACUGAGCGUGAUGGGAGCGCGAAUCCUACGGCUACUGAGGCUUCACAUGCUUCGGCUGAGGUCAGGACGGUUGAUCCCGAUGGGGCCGAUCACAGUGAAAUUCCCAGUCCGAAUAUCCCACAUCGACCUCGUCCGUCGACUACUUAUAUGGGAAUCUCUUUUUGGGAGGAUAUUAUACAACAGACACAAGAAUUGCGCACAGUUUUGGACGACCGACUAGAACAUGAUAAUAGCGAUAUCAAGGACUCCACGGGUUUUGGAUUGUCUCUUGUGAGCUCGGAGAGUCCAGAGGGCUCAUCAAACUCGCCUCAUGCUAACCGAGGAGUCUCUCUACAACCUCACAUCCGGCAAAGGUUGUGCGAGAUCUAUCUAGCAAAUGUGGAUCCUGUGUUCAAAGUAAUACAUAGACCAACCCUACGAGACUUUUUAAAGGACGACAAGCCAUACCUGGAUUAUGAGCCAGAUCAUCAGGCGCCGGCGACUCUUGCAUCAGCGGUGUAUCUUGCCGCCGUGUGUACCAUUGACGAUGCGGAAUGUCAGUCGUUGUUCAAUGCUGACAAACGAACCGUGAUUGCAGAGUUUCAGAAAGAAACUGAAGGAGCUUUGGCAAAGGCAGAUUUUGUCACCACGAAUGAUCUCGCUGUUUUGCAAGCAUACGUCAUCUCACUACUCGCCGCACGAUCUCAGGAUCAAAGCCGAAGAGUUUGGACGAUGCUAAGUAUGGCACUCAGAGUGGCGCAAGCACUAUCACUUCAUCUUGUCGAGCCACCAUUCUACGUUACACCCUUUGAACAAGAAAUGCGCAACCGUGUCUGGCUAGGAAUCGGCAUCCUUGACAUAGCCGCCUCUCUAGACCGAGCAUCUGAGCCAAUGAUGCAAGCAAUGUGGAUCGACUCUCACCCACCCUCAAACAUCAACGACGAAGACAUCUGGUUCGGCAUGCCAGGACCAGUUCCACAGCAUCCACCGGGCACAUUCACAGACAUGACCCACUCCCUAGUGAUAGCCUCAUCCUCAUCAGUCACCAGAUCACUCGCAUUCGCAGACUUCAUUGAACCAAAGGCCGUGGAACUAAUGGGCCAACGCCAACAAGCAGUCCAUAACUACCAACAAACAGUCGCAACCCUCCUCAGCGGUUGCAGACCCGAGCAAUCCGACUUCCAAUGGUACGCACAGAAAUUAGCCGGCGUGAUGAGCAGCUGGCUGCAACUAGCCUGCCUACGACCCCUCUACAAAAGCAAAACCUUCACACCACCCAAGAUCCACGGCGACGCCCUCCUCAAGCUAGCAGCCGAAAACCUCCAAACAUCCCAAGAAGCAUACAGCUACCCAGGCGCCGCGCGAUGGCGCUGGUUUGGCUCAAUGUGGGUCCCAUGGCACGCAUUAGCAGUAGCAAUCGCCGAGCUAUGCGUCUGCAAAGACCCAUCAAUAAUGUCCCAAUACUGGUCUGUCGUCAACGAAGUCUACCAACGAUCCCGAUAUGUCAUCGCCGAUUCACAACAAGGCAUGCUCUGGAAACCAAUGGAGCGACUCAUGACACAAGCCCAAACACGACGGAAAGAACUCCAAGAACAAGAGUCGGCCAGCCAAGCAAUGUCUCGCUUCUCAUUCAAUGAACUCGCUACCGGAUACAUGCCCCAACAACCACAAGCAAUACCCCAGUCUGUACCGCCACCGAAUAUGCUCGGUAUGGACGCAGCUAUUAAUCCACAGACGGGAAUGCACAUGGCUGCGCCUCCGAUCACGUUUGAGAAUAUGCCCUGGGCGAAUGUCUGGGAAGCGAUGGAUUUCAAUGAUACAACCUUCGUCCCACCGAAUGACAAUGCUUGGCUGAGUUAUGAGAAUUUCAUUGAGAAUGUUUACGAAAGCGCUGAUUCUAUAUUUUUACCGCGAUGA